Messenger RNA from Folsomia candida, 881 nucleotides. Its product is annotated as endoglucanase-5. The transcript has 8 exons. The coding region runs from base 91 to 816 and encodes 241 amino acids. Gene Ontology annotation, molecular function: cellulase activity. Lineage: Eukaryota; Metazoa; Arthropoda; Collembola; Entomobryomorpha; Isotomidae. The record is from RefSeq and is a predicted model, not a curated record. Gene Ontology annotation, biological process: carbohydrate metabolic process.
UUAUUGUGGAAAAUGGUUAUGCAGCUUGAAAAUUCGUAUAAAUAGAUGACGACCGAACCCAAAUUUAAUUAGAACCUUUAUUGAUAUCGGAUGGUUGACUUGUUUUUGAUCCUUUUAAAACAGAACAUUAUGAAGACUCUUGUGCUUUUUGCCCUCGUUUUGCUUGGUGUAGCUCAUGGCCAACAAAACGGGAGAACAACGCGAUAUUGGGAUUGUUGUAAGCCGUCCUGCGGUUGGGGUGACAAAGGUCCAGUGAAUAAACCUGUGGAUACCUGCGAGGCGGACGGUGUACGAGUUAUCGAUGUCAACGCUCAGAGUGGGUGCAAUGGAGGACCUUCCUACACAUGCAACAACAAUCAGCCAUGGGCUGUCAAUGAUAACUUGGCUUAUGGGUUUGCUGCAGCUUAUCUCUCGAAUCAGGGUGAAUGGGACUGGUGUUGUGCCUGCUACGAGCUUAAUUUCUUGACAGGACCCGUCCAGGGCAAGAAAUUGAUUGUUCAAGUCACCAACACGGGAGGAGAUCUCGGCGAAAAUCAUUUCGACAUCCUAAUGCCAGGAGGAGGGGUGGGACUUUUCAAUGGUUGUCAGCCACAAUGGGGAGCUCCUGACGCUGGGUGGGGUGAUCGAUACGGAGGUGUGCGUACUAUUGAAGAAUGUGAACAACUUCCAUCCCAAAUUAGAGAGGGGUGCCGCUGGAGAUUUAAUUGGUUCCGAAAUGCCGAUAAUCCAGAUGUCUCGUUCCAAAGAGUGCAAUGCCCCGCCGAAAUUACAUCCAAAUCUAAUUGCAUCAGGAAUGAUUUGUUCAAAUUUUACUAAAUUAUUAGCUAAUCACAGUUUACUAUUGGCAGAAUCAUUUAAAUACACACAUAUGUACACACAAA